CACCUUGCCAUUACCUGGAGUUCCAUCGAUUGAAGAUAUUCAAAUUGCAAUUAUACGUGCCGCAGCGGAAUAUACCAGUGUUGAAAGACAAUAAUAGUCUUGAUACUCUAUCUAUAUUUAUCUCACUUGGCGAUGACAAGAUGAAGUAUUCAGUUCUCGAAUUUCCAAUACAGGCGGAGCCCACCGACCCGUGUGCCAAAUGGCUGGGUAUCAGGCGAAGACGUAUUCCUCGAAAUGCCUUAUCCGAAUUGGGGUUGGCGAAUAUCAGAGCGAUGAUAGAAAGAGCAACGCUUGACAUAGAAGAAGAAGAGGAGGAAGAAGAAGAAGAAGAAGAAGAAGAAGAAGAAGAAGAAGAAGAAGAAGAAGAGGAAGAGGAAGAGGAAGAACCAUAUCUGCCAAAACGCCUAGUCUAUGUCGGUGAUGAGAGCCAUAACCCGCGGCUUGUCAUUUCAAAUGAGCAUAUACAACCGAGUACUCGAUACAUCGCGCUCAGCUACUGCUGGGGCUCAUUGGAAGAGGCUAAAUCACAACUGAAAACAACAACAGACUCUUUAGAAGCACACUUGCGUGAGAUUGACAGCAAUGCCCUUCCCCAAACACUGUGGGAUGCCAUUCUGGUCUGUCGUGCUCUGGGGGUGAACUACAUUUGGAUCGAUGCGCUGUGCAUCAUCCAAGGCGACCUGAAAGACUGGGAGAGGGAAUCGUCUCAGAUUGCUGAAAUCUACUCACACGCAUUCUUGACAGUCUGCGCUGCACAGGGCACAUCGUGUCAGUCUGGGUUUCUGGAGCGAGAUUUGGAUGAGGUGCAGGUUUCGUUCCGCUCAUCAUUGGGUCCGUCCACAACAGGCAGAUUUCUUAUCUCGGAGUAUCAGCCAAAAUAUAAGCAUUAUUUGAGUCCCUAUGACAAUGAGAAAAAGCUUGCUAUUUCUGAUGUCAAUGCUCAUUGGAAUUCUAGGGGAUGGACAUUCCAGGAAGCCGAAUUUGCCUCCCGGCUUCUCCUAUUCGGCGAGAAUAUGGCCUACCUGUGCGUUAAUGGCCUUUGGGUGUGCGAGAACGGGGCUUGCUUCAGGGGGGAUGGGAAUGUGUUACCAUGGGGAGAGAGGCUGUUUAAAAGUAAUAGAAAGCUUCUGAGUCCAGAAGAGACGCAUCAAGACUGGUAUUCACUGGUAGAAAGAUAUUCUGAACGACAUUUGACCUUUCCCAGCGACAAGCUCACAGCUAUAUCAGCCCUUGCACGGCGGUUUGGCAAAAACAUCAAAGGACAGUAUCUAGCGGGCAUGUGGAGUGACAAUCUUCACCAUGGUCUUCUUUGGCGGACCAAGAGCGGUAGGUCAUAUGCUGAAUAUACCGCCCCAUCAUGGAGCUGGGCAAGUCAGGAUGGAGGUGUCUCUGUCGAAUAUUCUAAAAAAGCAGAGUUCCAUCUUUUGGAUGCCAAAACGGUGGUGGGAGAGGAUCCAUAUGGCCAAGUGACAGGAGGCUAUAUUUCUCUAUCCGCCAGAGUCAUCAAGUUCCCAUCACAUUAUUUCGAAAUCCACAAGUUUGAUGGCAGAUCAAUAAAAAACCCAAGCAGAGUUUGACCGGAUAUUGGGAGGAGAUCCUAAACUUACUCGUAUGUCAAUGGUUUUGAUCUCCAGUUAUGUCAUGGGGCGGAUGGAAAUCAUGCGAGGCCUUUUUCUGCUUCUAACCGACAACAAUCCAAACGAAUAUAUCAGGAUAGGCACUUUUAGUUCAAUAUAUUGCGAGGAAAUAGGAAGAUCAUUCUGGGAUGAUAUCCCGAUGACAACCAUUAACCUGGUUUAGAAAUGGUUUUUAACAUGUGUAUAGAGCACAUUACAACAGUUCUCAUCACAA
This is a messenger RNA of Aspergillus wentii DTO 134E9, 1851 nucleotides long. Its product is annotated as HET domain-containing protein. The record is from RefSeq and is a predicted model, not a curated record. The transcript is spliced from 2 exons. Bases 141 to 1577 code for a protein of 478 amino acids. Lineage: Eukaryota; Fungi; Ascomycota; Eurotiomycetes; Eurotiales; Aspergillaceae.